GAUAGAAGCACAUGCAAGGCGCCGGCAAUCGGACAUAUUUGUUCCACUUUUGACUUACAACUUCUACUUUUUACAUUCUUUUGGGAUCAUCUCUUAGGAUAAAUUCUGAUGGAAAUUAAGGAGUACAGAAUACCUUUGCCGCUUACUGUCGAUGAAUAUCAAAUAGGUCAGCUGUACGCUGUUGCAGAAGCAAGCAAAAAUGAAACUGGAGGAGGAGAAGGAAUCGAAGUGGUUGAAAACGAACCAUACACGGGCCAUGAGAAGUACCCCGAUGGACAGUACACUCACAAAAUUUUCCAUUUAGCUUCCAAGGUACCAGCGUUUGUUCGUUUAUUGGCGCCAACUGGCUCCUUGGAAGUUCACGAGAAGGCGUGGAACGCUUAUCCGUAUUGUAGGACGGAGUAUUCAAACCCAUACAUGAAGGACAACUUCUAUAUCUUAAUUGAUACUUGGCACAAAGAAGGUGAAGGCUUGGAAAAUGUGCACAAUUUAAACGGCGCGGAACUAGAGAAGAGAGAAGUUGUUGAUAUAGACAUAGCCGAUACUUCUGCUGUUUCCACUAGCGACUACAAAGAGGAUGAAGACCCAACCAAGUUCCACUCGGAGAAAGCAGAUCGGGGUCCUCUCGUUAAAGGUAAAUGGAAGAAUCAAGAUUAUCCCAGAAUGACGUGCUACAAGUUAUACAGAGUGUACUUUAAAUGGUGGGGACUACAGACGAAAGUGCAGAACGUCAUCUUCCGUGCUGUGAAGCGACUGCUAACCAACUUUCACCGCCAGUUGUUUUGUUGGUUGGACAAGUGGUAUGGCAUGACUAUGCAAGAUAUACGAGAGCUUGAAGAUAAGACCAAAGAAGAUCUGGAACAAUUGCGAAAACAAGAGCAAGUACGUGGAAUGAAAGAGAAAUAAACACAGCACAGGGUAACUUGUAAAAUUAAAAAAA
Messenger RNA from Orbicella faveolata, 940 nucleotides. RefSeq names its product phosphatidylinositol transfer protein. The record is from RefSeq and is a predicted model, not a curated record. Gene Ontology annotation, biological process: phospholipid transport. Gene Ontology annotation, cellular component: cytoplasm. Gene Ontology annotation, molecular function: phosphatidylinositol binding; phosphatidylcholine binding; phosphatidylinositol transfer activity. NCBI's taxonomy places the organism in Eukaryota, Metazoa, Cnidaria, Anthozoa, Scleractinia, Merulinidae.